CCAGGAUACGGUGACACACUCUGCAUCCUGAUUGGCUGCCAGCUAUGCAAGGGUGGGCACACAAAAAAGGAAGGGAAGGAAAGGAAAAAAAUAAAAGAGGGUGAUUCUGAUGCUUAGAUGGAUGGCUGAAGCAGCACAGCUCCAGGCAGAGCAGCGAGCACCAUUUUAGCAGGAGCUCUGAGCGGGGAAAACGUGGGCUGAGACGGAGUGAUAGAGGAGGAAAAAAACAAACCAGAGGAAGAACAGAUGGCCAGUUGGUUUGAGAGGUAAAAAUGACUGAGUAUAUGUAGGUAAGCGUGAGAGGAGAGCGGGCCGGAAAACAAGGGGACAGAGGGAUAAAAGGGGAGGAAGGAAAAGACAAGGAGGCAUGAGCACGAACAACAGAGAUGCAGCAUCCCAUUCUCUGCCUUUUAUUCUGACAUCCUGACUAAGACACGGAGAGGAGGAACCAAAGGGAAAAAAAACUAGAGUGGUGGAAGAUCGAAAGUAGAAAGAGAGGGGAGGUGCCUGUUCCUCAAAGAGGAGAAAAGGAGUAAAGGAGGACGGGGGUUUGGGGAGGGGAGGCUGGGGUGCUCAGCACGUAAAACACAAGAAGCCUCACAGCGCGCAGCUUCACACACACGCUGACACAGAUAGGCACCCAGCCUCCACUGGCAGGCCGGGGCAACGCUGGGCAUUGGCAAAGUGGCAGGUGAAGCAGAGGAGGCAACCGCUGGGGCAGAGCGGAGGAGGAGAGCAGUACUAGAGGACAACGACGGAGAUAGCCGAGGAGGAGGACGAGGUGACGCGGUGUGGUGUGGAGGCUCGGCGCUGAGGGAAAGACGACGGGGGAGGGGCAGCGGUGCUGAGGAGGAGGAAGAGGAGGAAGCCAGGGGACUGAUGGCUCGCGGCAGCGGCUCAGGAAGGUGGAGCAGGCAGAGGUUGGGAUUCUUCAACACUAUGCUGCGCUGCAACCUCCCCCCAGAGACCCAGAAAGUGGUGGUGUUCCUCAUCAUGAUGCUGCUCAUCAUCAUCAAUGUGGUGCUCAUGUUUCUGCUGGCCUUCCAGUAGAGCGCACACACACAGACCAAUACUCUCUGUCUCUCUCUUUGUCUCUCUCUCUUCCUCACACACACACACACACACACACACACACACACACACAAAAAGACCAGAUGAAGUGAAACACAGAAGGACCAAGAAGCAGAGGAGGACUGCCCUGUUGAUGAGUGGGGCUGCUGAGACUGAUGGGGGUCCAACAUUGCAGAAGCAGAACACAGCUGAUCAGUGAUGGCAGCGUGGUGUAUGCUGAGGCCCUCUGGGACCAUGUCACCAUGGACGACCAGGAGCUUGGCUUCAAGGCUGGUGAUGUCAUUGAAGUAGUGGAUGCCACUAACAAGGAGUGGUGGUGGGGUCGCAUCAUGGACAGCGAGGGCUGGUUCCCUGCCAGCUUUGUACGGUUACGUGUGAACCAGGAUGAGCCCAUGGAGGAGUAUCUGGCCCACCUGGAGGAGGCUCAGGCUGGAGAGGAGAACCGCACAGGCCUGGGCUUGUUGCUGGGACCUGGUUUACCCUGCAAAGAACAGAUGAGAACCAAUGUCAUCAAUGAGAUCAUGAGCACAGAAAGAGACUACAUCAAGCACCUGAAAGACAUCUGUGAGGGUUACAUCAAACAGUGCCGCAAGCGGACAGACAUGUUCACAGAAGAGCAGCUUCGUACCAUCUUUGGCAAUAUUGAAGAGAUCUACCGUUUCCAGAGGAAGUUCCUGAAAGACCUGGAGAAGAAAUUUAACAAGGAGCAGGCGCACCUCAGUGAGAUUGGUUGCUGCUUCCUCGAACAUCAAACAGAUUUCCAGAUCUAUUCAGAGUAUUGCAACAACCACCCCAAUGCCUGCAUUCAGCUCUCUAAGCUCAUGAAGGUCAACAAAUACGUGUUCUUCUUUGAGGCCUGCCGACUCCUCCAGAAGAUGAUUGACAUUUCCUUGGAUGGCUUCCUACUCACUCCAGUUCAGAAGAUCUGCAAGUACCCACUCCAACUGGCUGAGCUGCUCAAAUACACCAAUCCACAGCACAGAGACUACAAAGAUGUGGAGGCGGCCUUAAAUGCCAUGAAGAAUGUGGCCAGGCUAAUCAAUGAGAGGAAACGGCGUCUCGAGAACAUUGACAAGAUUGCCCAGUGGCAGAGCUCUAUAGAAGACUGGGAGGGAGAAGACAUCCUCAGCAGGAGCUCUGAUCUCAUCUUUUCAGGGGAGUUAAGCAAGCUGUCCCAGCCUCAGACUAAGAGUCAACAGAGAAUGUUCUUUCUCUUUGACCAUCAGAUGGUGUACUGCAAAAAGGACCUCUUGCGGCGGGAUAUGCUGUACUACAAGGGUCGGAUGGACAUGGACCACAUGGAGGUGAUAGAUGUGGAGGAUGGCAAGGAGAAGGACUUCAACAUCAGCGUAAGGAAUGCCCUGAAGCUGCGGUCACUGGCUAGUGACGAAGUCCACCUCUUGUGUGCCAAGAAGCCAGAGCAGAAACAACGCUGGCUGCGAGCCUUUGCUGAUGAGAGGAUUCAGGUCCAGCAUGACCGUGAGACAGGAUUCUCUCUCACAGAAGUCCAGAAGAAACAGGCCAUGCUUAAUGCCUGCAAAAGCCAUCCAGCUGGGAAACCUAAAGCAGUGACCAGACCCUACUACGAUUUCCUUCUGCGACAGAAGCACCCCUCUCUCCCCACUGCUUUGCCCAAGCAGCAGGUCUUCAUGCUGGCUGAGCCAAAGCGCAAAACCUCCACCUUCUGGCACAACAUUGGCAGAUUGACACCUUUCAAGAAGUAAAGAAAAAAUCAGAAAGGAAAAGGAAGCUGUGGAGAGAAGAAACAAAGGAGAAGGAAGAGAGGAGCUCUCUGUUCAUGCCUCAAUAGACCCUUUUUAAUGAUCUAUUUUCUUUCUUUCUAUUCCUAACAUGGCUCUAAUGACAAACUGAUUUAUUGUACAGAUGAGGAUGGUUAUAAUGUUAAGGAGAUUCUUUUUUGAAAGCACUUUAUAGGUUGGUUAACAAUCAGACUUUAGAAUGGUCUCCUGUAGACACUGAGUGAAACAGGGAGAGUGGACUCUUGCUUAACUUACUACUACUACUACUACUACUACUACUACUACUACUGUACUGCUGUGAGUGACUUUGGGACUCCUGACUGUGUUGCCUCUAUGAAGAAGUUGGCUGUCAACAAAAUUAUGUCAUUUAUUUCCACUGUUGUAUUGUUUUAUGAUUUCACAGUUGCCAAGCGUUCACAGUGCCGGAUCAUUUGUUUUUAUUUGUUUGUUAUGUGUCUGUUUAUGAAAAAAAGGGGAAAGACCCGUUUCCACUGAAGAAG
This is a messenger RNA of Epinephelus lanceolatus (giant grouper), 3331 nucleotides long. RefSeq names its product Rho guanine nucleotide exchange factor (GEF) 4 (gene arhgef4). NCBI's taxonomy places the organism in Eukaryota, Metazoa, Chordata, Actinopteri, Perciformes, Serranidae. Gene Ontology annotation, molecular function: protein binding; guanyl-nucleotide exchange factor activity. The record is from RefSeq and is a predicted model, not a curated record. Gene Ontology annotation, biological process: intracellular signal transduction.